Messenger RNA from Guillardia theta CCMP2712, 3039 nucleotides. RefSeq lists its product as hypothetical. The transcript is spliced from 4 exons. The record is from RefSeq and is a predicted model, not a curated record. Lineage: Eukaryota; Cryptophyceae; Pyrenomonadales; Geminigeraceae. Bases 1 to 3039 code for a protein of 1012 amino acids.
AUGUCGGUUAAGGAGGAGGAUGGUGGAGGUGACCCUGGGGGGCGAAAAUCGUUGGGGGACGAUGCGAAGACGGAGGAAAUCACGGGUGAUGCCUCUGAGCAAGCUGUUCCAGCCAAGACGAAUGAUGCAAGUGAGGCGAUGAACAAAGAUGCGGUGACAGAAGGAGCAAACGGAGGGCAAGAAAGGGAGGAUGGUGUUGAAGCAAGGGGUGGGGAAAUCGACAACAGUGGAUCGGAUUCGAAAGCAGUGGGGCUUGUAAACCAUGGGGGAGGAGAUGAAGAUGAGUUGCAGAAGCAAGCUCAGGAAUCUGAACAAGAGAAAGAGGACGGAGCUGAUCAGAGCAGACAGGCAGGUGACGUUCAAGGUGAAGGUGCCCAUGCAGAGCCUGAACAGCGUCAAGCUAAACAUGGAGCAAGCAAGCAAGAGGAAGAGAUGAAAGGUGGAGCCAGGCAAACAGGUCAAGAAGAGAAAGCUGCAAAAGCCUUUGAGCAAGAGGGAAGCGGAUCCAAGCAAUCGCUGGAUCGAAACCUUGAGGACCAUUCUGCAGUAGAAAACCACUCGAAAGCCGAAGACAUCAAUAGUAGUGGCAACCAGGAGAAACAAGCAAAGGAAGCAAUACUGGAGCAGACAGCCAAAGAUGGGCAACCAGAGCAACAAUUUGAGUCUAGAAUUGCUAUUCAAGCAGGAGGGGAGACAGAAAUGAAUGGAGAGGUGGGAGGGAAACAGAAAGAAGUGAAUGGAGAAGUCGGGAAACCAACCGAGGCAGCCGGACUGGAUGGCAGGAGAGGAGAGAAGGGCGAGGACGAAAGUGGAAUGCAACCAGGGGGAGGGGAAGAGGAGCAGGAUAAUGGAGACAAAGGCAACGUCGGGACAGCAGCCGUUACUGGGGUUGAGGGUUCGAAGUCUGGGGAACUGGUAGAGAAGCAGGAGGGGGAGGCAGCCGCUGCUGGGGCAGCCGGAACAGAAGCGCUGUCUGCCGCUGCUGCUGCUGCUUCUGCGACUGGGCCGGAGAAGCAGGAGGAGGUAAAAGCCACAGAGGAAGCAGGCAAGGCGGAGCAGACAGCAGCCGGUACUGGGUCAGGAAAUGCAGGGUCGAAGUCCGAGGGAGGGGCAGAUAAGCAGGAGGGGGAGGCGGCCGCUACUGGUACGGGAAGGAAGGAGGUGGGAGAUGUGGCAAGAAGUCAGCAUUCUCUGCCUGUAGGAGAGACAGUCAUGCAUGGAGGGGGGGAGGCGGCCGCUACUGGGGCAGCCGGAACAGAAGCGCUGUCCGCAGCAGCAGCAGCAGCAGCAGCAGAAGUAGGGAAGCAGGAGGAGGUAAAAGCCCCAGAGGAAGCAGGCAAGGCGGAGCAGACAGCAGCCGUUACUGGGGUUGAGGGUUCGAAGUCUGGGGAACUGGUAGAGAAGCAGGAGGGGGAGGCAGCCGCUGCUGGGGCAGCCGGAACGGAAGCGCUGUCUGCCGCUGCUGCUGCUGCUGCUUCUGCGACUGGGCCGGAGAAGCAGGAGGAGGUAAAAGCCCCAGAGGAAGCAGGCAAGGCGGAGCAGACAGCAGCCGGUACUGGGUCAGGGAACCAUGAAGAGGCAGUUGGGGCAGGGAAUGCAGGGUCGAAGUCCGAGGGAGGGGCAGAUAAGCAGGAGGGGGAGGCGGCCGCUACUGGUACGGGAAGGAAGGAGGAGGACAAAGAUGAGAUUGUGGGAAAGGCAGAGAAGCCUGACGGUGUGGCUGGAGUCGAGCAAGAAAAGCAGGAGGAGGCAGCUGUUGUGGGUGAGCAGGUCGGGGGAGAGAAAGAUGGAGCAGCCACGGGGAUGAAAGCGGCGGGAGAAGGGAAGGAGGAAGAGGCAGCUGCUGCAGGGAUUGUGAAGGAGGACAUCUCCUCGGGCGCGGUCGAUGAGACAGGAGGAGGGAACGAGCAGGUUGGAGGUGAUGUGGUAGCAGGAGGGAAGGGAGGGGAGCUUGUCUCAGGGGUUGACAAGGGAGGGGUUGAGGAAAGAGCGGAAGAUCUGAGCGAGAGCCUCCGACAGGGCUGGAUGUCUUCCAUAGACUCGCUGGAUGAGUUUCAUAUCCAGGGAUCGUUGCAGAUGUUGCUGCUGCAAAAGCUCGGUUCCAUCCUCCUCCUCCUGGUUGCCUUCGAUCAACAUCUGCAGCUGUCUUCCAUCAGCGUGCAAGACCUGUCCCACCUCAUCUCGCUGCUGGGGCUGCAGAAGGAGGAGGAGGAGGUGGAGCGGCUGUUCGAUGAUCUCAAGAGGGAGGAGGAAGGGGCAACGGAGGGGGCCGCUGGUCUCCCUCCUCUUGACCUGCGCGACCUCACCGUCCUCCUCUCCAGCCCGAUCCUCAAGCUCCAGUUGGCCGCUGCGAAGAGGAUCUACGAGCUGAUAGGAGGGCUGGCGCAUCACGAUCUCAGCAUGCAGGAGAAGGCCGGGAAGCAAGCGAGGCUUAUCCAGUACAUUUCUCGCCUUUGCUUCAGCUCGGAGCAGUCAGAAGCAUGCUACAUCAGCCUCCUCGUCCUCGCUGAGCUGACGCAUGCCAACCCGGCCAACUCUACGAGGCUUCUUGCAGUGCCGGGGCUGAUGAGGAGAAUCGUCCGCCUGCUCGACCCCAACCGCAGGGUCGGAGACCUCACCAUCCCCCGGACAGCUGCGAGAAUCCUGUCAAACCUCCUCACGCAGUCGGGAGACAAGAAGACUUCCUCCUCUUCUUCCUCUCUCUCUUCCGACGCCUGGUCGGUGGUCCAAAGCAUCGACCCUUCGGCUGUCCAUCGCGCUCUUGUCAUCCUGUCUUCUCCCUCGUCCAGGUCGCAGCCGCCCAAGAGCAGCUUGCAGGGGGGACAGAAGAUCGGAAGGGGUGCUGACUCAUCCUUCUCGUGGGAGGGAAGCAACUUGCAGCGAGACAGUCUGCCUCUCAAAUCAACGGCAGGCUCGAGGGCGCGAUGGCUGAGGCAGGAGAAGGUCUCAGCAAGGGCUGAGUUGGUCCGGUCGCCUAGACGCCAGGCACCUUUCCUCGGCAGCGGUCAGCGCAUGCGAGCUCAUACCUCAAGGAGAUGA